AUGGAGGAGCAGAUUUUUCUUUUGAAUCCAGCGACUAAAGAGUUUAAGAAAAUAUAUGUCCCACGAAAACUAAGUGAAAGUUCAUUCUUGUUUGCGUAUGAUUGCAAGAUUGAUGAUUACAAGUUGGUUAGAGUUGAGAGAUUUGAUCCAUCGUGUAGACCUGUUAAGUUGAGUUUUGAGGUUGAGGUCUAUACAGUGGGAACGGGUUCGUGGCGAAAGAUUGGAAAUGUAUCUUACAUGUUUGCAAAACACGAACUUGGGGUGCUUGUUAAUGGUGCACUUCAUUGGUUUGUGGAGGUACCACUGCCUAAAGAGCGUUUGACAUACCUAGAAGAACCUCUGGAAGAUGAUCAGUAUGGGAAACAUGUGGCGGAGCUGGGAGGGUGUCUUUGUUUAGUUUUUAAUGUUUUUGGUGUUCGUGUUGAUGUGUGGGUAAUGCAAGAGUAUGCAGUGAGGGAUUCCUGGACUAAAAGCUUCACAAUUACUGAAGAGACCAUUACCGAAGCAUUCAGUUUGAGGCUCAAAUGGAGUUUUGAGAACAAUAAGAUUUUAUUGCAGGGCUUUGACAAGUUAAUCUUAUGUGAUCCAAAGAGCGAAAGAUAUUGGAAACUUGCGAUUACUGACGGAAGAUCCAGUUUCGGCAGUGGAGGUGUUGGGAGUUUUGUCAUCGGACCACAUAUUGCCAAGGUCUUUCUUUUACGGAUUUGA
Papaver somniferum (opium poppy) is the source of this 708-nucleotide messenger RNA. Its product is annotated as F-box protein CPR1-like. NCBI's taxonomy places the organism in Eukaryota, Viridiplantae, Streptophyta, Magnoliopsida, Ranunculales, Papaveraceae. The transcript is spliced from 3 exons. The coding region runs from base 1 to 708 and encodes 235 amino acids. The record is from RefSeq and is a predicted model, not a curated record.